AUGCGACGCAUCGAGUACACAGCAACUUUGUAUCUGUUUGCAUUGUGCUACUUUGGAUUACCUUGUAAGAUUCUGAACCUGCAUUCCCUCUUCCUCAUGUCCUUCUCCCCACGCCAGAAGAGGCGAGCCAUCGCGUCUGGCAGCUUCCGAGUUGUCGUGCCUGUCCAGCAAGUGGCCUUUGCUGUCGCGGUGGCAUGGGAAGGGCCACGAGACAACGGUCACGGCCCAGACCACUCAGACCGCUCCACUGAAUCCGCUUCGAAUGCUUCGAAUGCAUCGAAUAUUUCGGACAUUUGGAUCUCAGAGGUCCUGGUCCUUCAAAAAACUUUGAGCAUCAGCCAAGUGUCCAGCCUCGUGUCCCACGACGUGUCCCACGUCAUGUCCCACGACGUGUCCCACGACGUGUCCCAGGUGUCACACCGGGCCACUGGCGGCACUGCGGACACUGCGGGCACUGCGGAUGCUGCCUCCGAGACGGCCGGUGCUACCACCGCCCGCGCCCUGGGGGUGACGCUUCAGAGCGUGAACAGCGUCACCCACAGCGUGAACACGGUCAGCCUGGAUGGUCCACCCAGGCUGCGAGCUUCCACGGCGUCCACGGUGUCCACGGUGUCGUUGUCAGAGACAGUGGAGCAGCUCGAGCACGAACUGCCCAAGAACGAGUUCACUACCUCUGUGCAGAUGCACGUGCAGAAUGAGCAGAAUGAGCAGAAUGAGAUUGAGCGAAUACCUCCAAUUUAUAUGUUCUCCAGGACGGUGAAGCCAAGCAAAGAGAUCGCGAUGGACAAGGAGACAGAGAAAGUUGAGAAUGUUGAGAAAGUCUUUGGUGUCUCAGGUGUGGCAACAGCUCACAAGAGUCAGAUACCAAGUGCAUUCGGUGCGACAUCUAGUUCAGGUGCUUCGACACCCAACGCAUCUGAAUUUGAGAAGCCUUGGGGUCGUCCCGAAGACCCCCAUUUCUUGAGUCCUUGGCCAGGACGCAGAUCUGAGUUGGGAAUGCCCUUGAAGACUUGUCUUGGGGCUUUGCUGGCAGCAGUUCUUUUGGUCCUGAAGUUCAACAAGUUUGCCAUCUUCCAAUGUUGCAAAGGGAUCAGGGCCAAUGAUUUAGAGUACAACUAUGAUCGAUUGCCCAUUUCAUGA
This is a messenger RNA of Cladocopium goreaui, 1140 nucleotides long. Lineage: Eukaryota; Dinophyceae; Suessiales; Symbiodiniaceae. The record is from the annotation of a GenBank genome assembly.